AUGAGCGAACGUCAAGAAAACAACAGGGACCUAGAGACCGUUAUGGCUCAAGUCGAUAAACUCCUCAAACUUUGGCGCAUGGAAAAUGUUUAUAGCGCGGAACAGAUGCUAGAAGUGGAAUCCGGCAGGGCUGCUGUGGCUUUGCGGCAGGCCGGGCUUCAGUCCAAAUCUCCAAGCGGUUCCAUAACAGAAGCAAGCGCACAGGACCCACACUUGGGCUUGGGAGAUGCCUCCGGCAGCGGCCGUUCCAGCGCCAUUCAGUCGUACCCUGGGCGCUCAGCCGGCGGCAGGACACAGACGGCCGCUCCAGGAGGGGUCAUGCCCGCCUAUCAGCAACACCCAGCGCCUGAGAGCCAGGAUCCCUACAGCGCGGACUCAAACCCAAAUGGCGCGCGGCCUGUACCGCUGCCGCCGCCGCCACCGCCGCCGCCACUCAUACCACCCGGACUACUCGGACCCGUAGGUCCGCCAGGGGUUCUACCCCAGGGUCCCGCGGCGGCGGCGGCUGCCGCCGCCGCCGCAGCAGCUGCCGCUGCUGCCGGACUCUUUCCGCAGGGGCAGGGGCUUCCUAGUUUCCUGGGAGCGGCGCCAGCGACACUCAUGGCGCAGGGGGUUUACAUGGCGCCAUUGGGCCACUAUGGAGCUGGUAACAGUGUUCCACCGGGCCCGAUGCCACCUGGCAUAGGCGUGGGCGUUGGGGGUGUUUUGCCCGGAGGCAUAGGUAGUGGACACCCAUACCAAGGACCGCCAGGAAGCCUGCCUCCGGGGCUGGGACAUCAACGGCCGCCGCUUUACCCCCCGCCGCCCAUGUACAGCAGCCAGAGCCAGGCGCAGAACCAGGGUAGUGGCCGUAACGGCAUGAGCUACAAUCGGUACAAUCAGGCGAACGGACGCACGCCGCCAGGCCUAGGGCCCGGCUCCGGCCCGGCCGCGUCGCAUCACAGCCAGGGCCAGGGCUGGCAUGGUCGCUACGGUCAGGACGGACACGGCGCCGCGUCACAGCCUCUUCCGCCGCCGCCGCCGCCACCGCCGCCGCGGCCGCCUCCUGGGUCUCCACCUCAUGGAACGGACAGUCGCGGCAGCGGCACUGGCGCCGCGGCCGCGGCCGCCGCCACCGCCGCCGCCGCCGCUCCCCCAUCAGCUGCUCUAGCGGCCAACGGCUUUUAUAGAGGGAGCGGUAUAUCGGACAGCGGCGGCGGGCCGAUGCCUCCGGGUCUUGGACCGAGCAAUGCCGGCGGGGCUGAUGCGGCGUCGGCCAGCAGCACGGAGGGAAGUAACUCCAGUAGCCAGGGAGGUACGGCAGCAGUGACGUACUACAUACGGCCCAGCGGGCGAAGGAGCCGUUGGGAACUAGAACGUGAUACGAGCGACAUACAGACGAACACACAGACGAGGACGACGACGGUGACGGCGGGACCGGCCGGCAGCGGGCUGUCGGCCUCUGCUGGUGCUGAGCCGUUGCUCAAACGGCCAGCUCUAUCGGUAGAGGGCGUUGAGAAGGGGCCGGUACGCGCACAGGAGGCAGCAGCGGCGAAGCUGACGACAAAUGCGCCCGUGCGGUUUCCGCCGCCGCCGCCGUUGCCGCCAGGCCCCGCCACAGCGGCCGCUGCUGUGUUAGGGGGGUUGGGGAGCGGUGCCGCAGCAGCCGCGCCGCCUGGGCUUUCGGAGCUGAGUGUAUCCGGCGUCAGUGCGCCUGCGGCAGUACAGGUAGCGCCGACGGAAGGCGUCCAGCCGCAGCGGCAAAGUGGAUCACCACAGCAACAAAAACAGCAUCCACGGGAGGGGCUGCACGAGCAGGAGCAGGACCCGCCACUUGCUGAGGCCAUAGUAGUCAUGCGCUCGUGCGCGGGUGAGCAGGAGGCCGCCCAUGGCUGCGCUGCCUUGCCGCCGGAUGCUGUCACCAGCGCGCCCAUGGAGGUCGAAAGCAGCACCGACCAGGGGCAGGUAGUGGCGGCUUGUGGGCAAUGCAGCACGGACGAUGUCGCCGUGGCGGACGGAAAAGCUGACCCAGAUGGUUUGGCUGAGCCCCCGGAUGAGCGAAUAGAAACAGCUGGACGGGCCGUGGAAAGAAGAUCCGUAGCUCGGCAGCUUGCUGAGCACGAGGCUUUGGUGGCAGGAGGAGGAGGAGGAGGAGGAGGGGGAAAGCUGCUGGAGACAGGGCCGGUGGACUCGGCGGUUGUGGUGGUGGGAGCUGUGCGGGAGGGACCGGCAGUGGUGGCGAUGGCGAGCGAUGCUAUCGUCAUGGAGGUCGACGACGGCGGCAGUAGCAGCGCAGAGGUGGUGUGCGUUGCGUCCGUGGUCGUACAGGCGCAUCAUCGUCAGGAUAGCACGGCGCCGGCGUCGCCGGGCCCAGUGAGUGCAGCAGCAGAGCAGGGGGAGAGCCGGGAGUUGAUUACCGCGGCCGGAGGCCUCAAGGAAACGCCGCUACGUCUCCUGCAGGAUAAGCAGCAGCAGCAGUAUGAGAAACGACGCAGCUCCUGUAGUGGCGGCGGCGGUGGUGCUGGGGACUCCGCCAGUUAUGAUAGGUCAUCGAUGAUGGGUGCCCCGCCUGCGGAUGGCCGGGUGCUUUACGUGGAUUGUGGGGGGGCCCCGCCAGGUGAAGAUGAGCAGCAGCAGGCGCGGCGGCAGCAGGACCUGCAGCAGGAGCUAGUGGGAGAGGCCACCAAAGCGGCGGAGGCGGUUACGUCCUCAAAUAGGCCAGUGUCCGACGAACCAUGCAGCGAUGCGGAGCAGCGGGUGAUGGGGAACGACGUGCAGUCGGCCGAGGUGCAGGUGGCAGGUGCUGCUGUGCGGCAUUCGAGUCAGGUGCCCGCGGUCGAGCAGGAGCACCAGCCGCAGCCAAAACCCCCGGCAGUACCGCCGUUGGGGGGACUCUGUACGGGAGAGGCGCAUGUGGGUGCGAGGCGGGGUGAGGCAGCCGCGGCGGUGGAGAUGCAUGAGGAGGGGCAGGAUGAAGCACGUGCCGACGUGGCGCCGCCAAACGCUGUUGAUGCUCCUGCUGCGGCAGCUGAAGUAGCUACAGCUGCCGAGCAGUCGACGGUUGCUCAGCAGUCUCAACCCAUGGCGACGGCAGCGGCGCCUGGCGACAGCCAUGCGCUGCCUGUGCCUCUCUCCGCGGAUGCAGGACGCGGGGUCGUGCCCAUGUGCCCUACCGGGGCCAUUGGCGCUACUGCCAUUGCUGGGGGGGCUUCUGAAUCGGUGUGCAGUGUCACGGAGGCGGCUGCUGGGCCGGCUCAAGUCAGUGCUGCAAGCGAGGCGACGGAGCCCGUGCUAUCUCCUAUGCCGCAGGAAGUGGUGAUCGACACGCAGCCCAGCGCGCCUGCUCCCGAGCCGGCACCGCAACCGCAGCCGCAGCCGCAGACCGCCAUGCAGCACAGCAGUAUGCUCAUGAUGCCAUCAUACGACGAUUCGCGGGUGCCCCUUCAGCUGGAGGAGUUGGAGCUGGGCGACCUGGAUGAGUCGUGGCUCUAG
Volvox carteri f. nagariensis is the source of this 3471-nucleotide messenger RNA. RefSeq lists its product as uncharacterized. The transcript is spliced from 4 exons. The record is from RefSeq and is a predicted model, not a curated record. Lineage: Eukaryota; Viridiplantae; Chlorophyta; Chlorophyceae; Chlamydomonadales; Volvocaceae. The coding region runs from base 1 to 3471 and encodes 1156 amino acids.